Hydractinia symbiolongicarpus is the source of this 5024-nucleotide messenger RNA. RefSeq lists its product as uncharacterized. Lineage: Eukaryota; Metazoa; Cnidaria; Hydrozoa; Anthoathecata; Hydractiniidae. The record is from RefSeq and is a predicted model, not a curated record. Gene Ontology annotation, molecular function: protein binding. Bases 16 to 4854 code for a protein of 1612 amino acids. The transcript has 29 exons.
UAGAUCGAAUGAUAUAUGCAUGGUAGAUCGAAUUAUAUAUACAUCAUAGAUCAAAUGAUACAUACAUGGCUUUAUUUAGAAAAUUUUAUAAGUUCUGGGUUCUGUUUAUUUUAUUCUGUUUGUCUUGUAGAACUAAAUGCAAUAACAUGUUUAAAAACAAUGAAAAAAAGAAAUGAAAAUGAACAUGCUCAGCUGCAUUGGUCCAAAAUCAGAGAUGCUGUAUUUGGACCUAGUAGUUUACCAAAAAGUGAUGAAAAUGUUUGGUUGAAUUCAGAUGGAUGUUAUGAUGAAGAAUUGGUUGAACCACUUGUGUUGCAUCAUGGUACUAAGCUGUCGAAGUCAAUUUGCAUUAACUACACACACAAUCAUAUCUCCAUAAAAUCAGUGAUAUAUAGUGUUACGCAAGAGUCUUAUAUCUUGAUUUUAACCAAUGGUUAUUUAUGUGAGUGUGAACAAGAUAGCAAGCAAGAAGUCUACCAAUGUGUUCAACCAGUGUUAUCUAUUACUUCUGUUGAGAAAUAUAAAUCAUAUGCUGUCAUUUGUCAGGAUAAUGCAAUAAGGAUUUUAAAUAAAGAUUUUGGCUUGGUUAAUACUAUUCCAUUCAGUGGAACUUGUUUCGGCAUCCAGUACAAUUUGUUUACACAUGAGAUUUUGACUUAUGGAAGAGGCUCAUUAACAAUUUGGAUGUUUCGUGCUGCAGGUUCUUUGUUGAUACCAAAAAAAAUCAUACAGGAGCAACUAUCACCUAAUGAUGACGUAUCACAUGUGUUUAUUGAAAAUACAUCAAGUAACAACCAAAGAUGCUUUGUUGCUGUUAAGAAGAGCAUUCUAAUUUAUACCUUGAGUGAAGGAACAUGCAUUAAAAAACUUUCCACUAUCCACAAUUACCCCAUCACAAAAGUUCUUUUUUAUGAACCGCUUAAGCUACUUGUAACUGGAGGUAAGGAUGGCUGUAUAAAAGUAUGGGAUCGUUCUUGGAAUCUUAACUGUCUAUUUGUCGGCCAUGCAUCCUCCAUUACUGCACUCACUGUGUUUCCUUAUGGUCCAUAUAUCAUGUCUGCUUCUACUGAUGGCACCGUACGUACAUGGAGUUUAGAUACAAAAGAUGAAAUGAAUUGUCAAACACUACAUGAUCCAAUUUAUGGUUUACAUUGCCAACUUAAUGUGAAUGUUUUCUUUUGUUUUACAAAAACAAAUUUAGUUUUGUGGACAGUCAAUCACUUGUAUUCGCCUUUUAUAGUAUUAGGAGUGAAGCCCAAGAAAAUAAAAACAACAAUAAAUUCAAAGGUUUCUCCAAUAUCAUUUUCCAUCUGUGAUGAUGCAUGUAUUCGAAUUAUUUGUCCUAUCAAUGGUGAAGUUGUGACUGUUUUUGUUAGUCCAGGCUUGACACCUAUCUUAGAUGCUGAAUACCAUGUUCUGCAAAACCUACUGUUUGUUCUGCUAACAGAUGGUAGAAUUGUAAAAGCUUUAACCACCACCAAUCCAUGCACUAUCCUGCAACUGUGGAAUAAAGAUCAGACUUUCGCUCCAUCAACUUGUACAUCUAUUUCACUGUAUGAGUAUGUAACACAGAAACCAGAUGCUCAAGAUAUAUGGGGAAAUAUAAUUGAGCAAGCAACAGUUAAAUCACAAGCUAACCAAUGCUCGACACUUCUCCUUGGUGGUUGUCAUGAUGGAAGUAUUGUUGUGUUUAACUGGUUUGAUGAGGAAAGAAGAGGGAGAAUUAGUUUUAACCUGAAGGCUCAUCGGGAAGAAAUUACCAUUAUGGCGUCUAACAACCGGCUUAACCAAUUAGCUACAGCUAGUAAAGAUAUGACGUUGAAAGUCUGGCGAGUUUUUCCAUUUGCUGACGAAGCAUUGGCACCCUUGGUGAUGUUUCUUCACACAAGCUCUGUAUCAAAUUUGAUAUUCUCCCAGCAUGUUCUUGCGGCUGUUUAUAAGGAUUCUUCCAAAUCAUCUCACACUGUUUCACUGUAUAACACUAAACGCACUAACGAAGCCCGACCAAUUGAGCAUGAUGUGAGUGAAGAUCAUACAGACGUGAUAACAAGUAUCAGUUCAUGUCUCAAAUUGCGCCUUAUUGUUACUUCUAGUAUGGACAAAACUGUACGAAUAUGGAAUGCUAGAAAUAAGUUAAUCAGAGUAUUACAACUGAAUGAAGUAGCUCACAGUGUCGCCUUUUGUUCACAGAGGGGUAACCUCUUGCUGAGCGUUGGUACAAAUAUUUAUUUUGUCCACUACAAAAAAUAUUUACCAAGACCAUAUUUUUAUCAGAUGGUUGCCAUGGAAUUUACAGAGUGCCGACCGAUUCCCGUCAUUCCUAUUGACGAAACGUCAAACUUGAGUGCGAGUGAAAAAUCCAGAAUAAUGAAAGCACAGUCUUCUUAUAUCAAGUAUAUGUGUUUCAUUGAUAAUAUACCAGUUGAUGAACAGAAGAAAAGAGAAGAAGAAGAAGCAACGAAGAAAAGGGAAUUUGCAAUUCUGGAAGCCAGAAAUCGUGAAUUAGAUUUGAUUAAAAAUGGAGAGUUGAAGUCUCAGAAGCGUCAGAAAUUAACCAGUGAGCAAAAAGAAGAAGCUUUUCAGAAGUAUUUGAGUUUCUUUUAUACAAGACCUGAUAUUGACUAUCCUGAAGAAGAUAUUGAAGAUAAAGAAGACAAAUUCGUGUACAAGCUGGACGAUCCCUACAAACCAAGUCUCCCCGGUGAUGGAUUUUUUUCGGUUGAUGCCAAAAAGUCAGAUAUGGAGAAAAUCAAAGCUAAUUUAAGAAAAAGCAGAGAAGAAGAUCUGCGAAGGAGGGGGAAGUUAAAGGAAAAACAACCGGUAUUGAAAGAGGUUCGCUCUUUGUCAAUUGAGACGGACACUGUCAAUGAAGAGAUUCCGAAGAAAGUAGUGAAACAUCCUUUGUCGGCUGCUACUACAUAUACAGAGCGAUUGAAAGCGAUGAGAAAAAUAAGAAGUGCGUCAAGACCUUGCGACGACUUUAAUUUUAUCGCGGAAAAGCUUCCCGUCAUUGAAGCGUCGUCGACUUGUUAUCCCAAUCAUGCCGAAACAAAAAGACGUGUUAAUAAAACGAUCGUGAGUAAGAUCGAGCAGUCUGAAUACCACGCUGAACCAAACCACGAAAGUAUACCAGUUGCUCCCGAUGGUUUUAUACCCAAUUCGGUGGUUGUGGCUUUGUAUAAAGAACUUCGAAGAGAGGUAUCGAGAGAAGAAAAGAAAGAAAAAUGGCAGCCAAAGCAGUUAACAGACGAACAAUUAGAAGAACUGGAUGUGUUCAGAAAAAAUAGUGAACAUGAAGAAGAGGUAGUUGAAUCACCUGCAGAAGUGACAAAAUUACCUUCGAUAACUGAAGCGGCUGGAUUUUCUGAGAUUGAACAGACAUCUUCUCGAAUAGUGGAUCAUUUAAAUCAAGAAUUUUCAAAUGCAAGUUCCGAAGAUAGUGACCUCGACACCCCUCCUCUUACGCCACCUGAAUCUCCAGUUCUUGAACUACCUGUUGAAGUUCCUUUCGUAAAGAAGGAAGUCAUUCAACCGAGGAAACCAAUCCAAAAGUUGAUUGCAAAACCUGUCAUUGUUGAGAGGCCUAAAACUCCAGCGCGUGAGCUGACGCCUCCACCGCCUCCGCCCCCGCCAUCACCACUACCAAUGUUUAUAACGCAAUUUCAAACGUGUGAUUGGUUUAGUGUGUGUUUUCCUGAAUUCGAUAGUACGACAUUUGAAAAGCCAAGAACCCGAAGCAAGUUUGUUAAAGCACUUUUGAAGUGCUUGGUAGAAACAGAGAAUUAUCAGUUGAAAACAAAACUUAUUUCGGCUCUUUUCGUUCUGUAUAACCAAGAGAAGUUUGACGAAGAAAUUACCCAACUCGUUCGAAGUACAAUACUUCACCAGUUAAACCUCCCUGUAGAAGCGUCUCCUGUUAGCAACUCUCCUGCACAGUUGAUAUUUAUAAAAAAAUGUUUGCAACUUCUUUUCGAAUUCAAAGAGAUUACGCAUGCACUCAUUGUAGAGUUGAUGACGCAAUUUUUACUGGGAACUGCUUCAUUCAGAAAAGAAAUUAUGACAACUUUUGAAGAGUUAGGUUUGGAGGACUCUAAUGGAUAUUUCCCAACAGAACUCUACACAGCUUUCGAUGUCUCACAAGUUGAAGUCGGAGAGCAAAAACAAAAAUUGAACAACCUUUGUUCGGAAUGGUUGGGUUUGUGGACGAACAAUUUCCAACGUCAUAUCACUUCGCUGACAGGAAAAAUUUGUCGUGCUAGUAAAGGAAAAGUUGUAAGGGGUACAGCUAAAUCAGGAAAUGUGAAAAAUAUCUUAAAGAGAGAAGCUGGACGCGGAAAGAAGUCUGCUAAAGUGAAACAGCAAGAAAAUUCAAUUGCGUUUGUAUCAGAUGAUUUUGUAAGCGAAGCAGCCAAUCAUAUCACUCCAAUUGAAGUAAUCAAUUAUUUUUGUGAAAUGAAGUAUGAAAACCAUCUUGAACGUGCAAGAUUGGAAGCACUGGCUGCUCAGACAACACAAAAGCAAGUGAAGAAAAAAGAGGAUGAAAUUAGAAAUACUGUGCUCAUGUUGCCUUAUGUGGAAGGAUAUGUCAGUCUGGCACGUGUUGGAGAGACACAUCAAAGUAAAUGUCACCCUGAAAGAGAAACAUCGUUGACGCAUCGACUAGCCCUACCACCGAUUGAAAACAAAAAUGGCGUCCACAGUUUAUUGCUGCGUUUAAAAACCUUACAUUUGAAUCCUUUCCCGAAUGAGUUGGACGAACUCAUUUAUGCGCCAGCAGCCAACGCAGAUCUUGUGACAUUAAGAUACGCACAGAAAUAUUUCAUUCCAUCAAGAUCUGUCGUAGCAGCCAACUGAGUUGUUUGUUGUAUAUUUGUUUGUUUGUUUGUUUUAACCAAAGAAAGCUAAAAAAAUAUAACUAAUAAUUAAAAUUUUAAUGAAGAAAUUGUAUUUUUUAACUUAAAGUUUAAUAUAUUAAACACACUUUUUUGUAACAUAGUUUUUUGUGGUAUUAUAUUUAUUGAGAA